GCGGGCGGGCAGCGCCUCUGCGGCCGCGGCGCGGACCGGGGCAUGAGGCUGCGCAUGGAGCCGGCGGCGGCCGUGCCGGGCAACCUCUCCCGCAGCGGCGGCGGCGGCGGCGGCAAUGAGAGCGGCGGGGCGGCGGCGGCGGCGGGGGGGGCGGCGGCGGGGUGGUCGGCGGCGGCGCUGGCCUCGCAGGCGCUUGCGCUGCUGCUCAUCUUUGCCAUCUCGGCGCUGGGUAACGGGGCGGUGGUGCUGGUGAUCGCCCGGCACCGGCAGCUCCGCACGGUCACCAACGCCUUCGUGCUGUCGCUGUCGCUGUCGGAGCUGCUGGGUGCCCUGCUCUGCCUGCCCCUGGCCUUCCUCAGCCUGCUCAGCCGCCCGCCCGGCGCCUGGCUCUUCGGGCAGCGCCUCUGCCUGGCCAGCGCCGCCCUCCACGCCGGGCUGGGCAUCGCCGCCACCCUCACCAUGGCCCUCCUCUCCUUCGACCGCUACUGCGCCAUCGUCCGCCAGCCCCGACACAAGAUGGGCCGCCGCCGCGCUGCCCAGCUCCUGGCCGCCGUCUGGCUGGCCGCCCUGGCCCUGGCCGGACCCUGGUACGGGCUGGCGGGCGAGGGGCAGCGAGAGGCCCGGCCCGGGGCCUACCGCUGUGUCUACGUGCUGCCCUGGGGCUCCUCCCGGCUGGGGCCGCCGUACGGCGCGGCCCUCAUCGUGCUCUGCUACCUCCUGCCCUUCGCCCUCAUGUGCUUCUGCCACUACAACAUCUGCCGGGCGGUGCGGCUGGCUGAGAGCCGCGUGCGGCCCCUCACCACCUACGGGCACCUGCUGCGGGCCUACGGGGAGAUGCGCACAGCCACCACCGUCCUCAUCAUGAUCGUCUCCAUCAUCUGCUGCUGGGGGCCCUACUGCAUCCUGGGGCUGGUUGCCGCUGCUGGCCGCUUGCCCUUCUCACCCACCAUGGACGCGGUGGCCAGCGGGAUGGCCUGGGCCAAUGGUGCUAUCAACCCCCUCAUCUAUGCCGCCCGCAACCCCAACAUCUCUGUGCUGCUGCGGCGCAGCCGUGAGGGCGGCUACAGGACUAGGAACAACGUGGCGGCCUACCUCUCAGCCUCAGGCCACCGGCCGGAGCCCCGGAGCCGGGCUGACCGCGUCCGGGAGCGCUAUGUCAACCGGCAGAGCGGCCCCCAAGGCAGUGCCCCAUCCUCCUCCAGCCCAGUGAGUGGGGGAGAGGUGGCCAUGUGGGCCUGCAAGAACCCCGCUGUCCUCUUCUGUCGGGAUGGGCAGCCAGACACCAUCUCUGAGGCAGCCUUGCAGGCCAAAGUGGACACUGUCAACACCAGCCUCUGAAGGGAUUGGGGUCCGGGAUGGAAGCCUUGGGCCCUGGGGCCCUUUCCCUGAGGAAAUGUGGGGACCCCUGGCCCUUGGAGCCCUUUGCAGCCAGACUACCAGGAAAUUGGAGAGACAGGACUGUGCGAGUCACAGUGUGAUUUCUUCUCCAUCGUGUGAGCUCUGGUUUGGCGACCUAGUCUGCCAGGAGUGAGAGAUCCAUGGGUAAAGGGAGCGCCUCUUCCCUUUCAGCAGGCCUGACACACUGGUGGUAGCCACUGAACCCAGCCAGCACAAGAGUCUGACUGCAAGAACAAAACAGGGUUUACUCUGGUCCUGCAGAAAGUGCCGCAGUGGAGCUAAGAGGCAGACACACAAAUACAGCCCAAACCAACUGACUGUGUACAGUCAGCUUAAAACAGUAUGAAUAUGAGAAGUGAGAGUUCUUCAGACAGACUGAGGAAAAGGGUGUGGGUGUAGACUAUGGUAUCACUGAGUUUGUGCACAAGGUGUGCAUUUUCUUUUUGAGCUCAUCCGAAGCGUCUCACAUCUCUAAGAGUGUAACCAUGUUUAGAGGAGCCAUGCGAGAGAGGUGAGUAUCUGAAAGCAGAGGUAAAGCAAUUCCAUGCGCUCUUCGUGUGCUCUUAAGCAUGUGAAAAUGUGUAUAUGCAGAGAACAGAUAUUAUUGUAUUGAUGGUGGCAAUCCAUCUGGAGUGUAAUAUUUAAAAAUCAGCUGUUUGCUAUUGAAAAAAAGGAAAAUAACACAAUGGAAGUGCAAUUGCAUGGCAUAAAUUCAAAUGAAUUUAUCAGUAUAAUUUUUUUGUUCAAAGGCCUAAAGCCUUAAAUUAGUAUUUUGAAUCAGAAACUGAGAUUGGGCCUUCCUUUAUCUUUGCCAGAGUUAAAUAUGAAAGACAAGCAGUGUUUUUCCUUGUACAGGCUUUAAAAAUGCAACGUUACUGCUUUACAGGCUUUUUCAACUGUUUGUGACCCAAGUGAACAUACUAUCGUUAUUUUGUAAGUGAGACAAGAAAUAAAUUGUCUUCUAUGCAGGAGA
Molecule: messenger RNA, 2371 nt
Organism: Phalacrocorax carbo (great cormorant)
Lineage: Eukaryota; Metazoa; Chordata; Aves; Suliformes; Phalacrocoracidae
Source: RefSeq, a predicted model, not a curated record